CAUGGACCUAUAUGUAUUAAAUAGGUCCAUGGUCAAAUCCGCCAACACAGGACAGGGGUCCGUCGUGCCUCUAAACAACGGUUUAUUUUGUUUGUUUUCUGGAGUGACCUUAUCCAUGGAAUAACGAGCAGAAACAUCAUAUAUUUGUUCAAGAACAUAUUCAGCUUUAAUUUGGUAGAAUGAAGACCUGCGUUUUGGACGUUUGAAAACUUGUAGAAAUUAGCAAACAGAGACUUCGAACCUAACUAUUUCUAGUUCAAGGAUCUUUACCCUCUGCAGUAAUCUAGGCUAGGUAAUCUAGUGAAGCUGUUUCCUCCCGGUUCCCUCCUUCACAUGCCAUUGGAAUCCAACCAUGCCUGAGAUUCUUAACAACAACCUUGUUCUUGGUAGUCUGGUAGCGUGUGCAUUGGGUGUGUUGGGCAUCUCAUACAUCUUCUUACGGAGAGAAAAACGUAAGUUCACUCAGGUUGGAGUGGUGUCUAAACUCUUUAUUCAUCCAAUCAAAUCAUGUAGAGGAUUGGAGGUUUCUCAGGCUGAGUGCGUUGCUCUUGGAAUCAAGAAUAAUGGAGUCAUGGAUAGAUCAUUCAUUAUCAUCUCCCCCGAAGGACGAUUUGUGAGCCAGAGACAGCAGCCAUCUAUAGCAUUGAUAUCACCCUGUGUCUCAGAAGACAAGGAGAGUUUGUUGAUUAAUGCUCCUGGUAUGACAACACUUACAGUUCCUCUCAGAGAUCAAAACGGACCCGUCUGUAAUGUUAAGUUAUGGCGACUGAUGAUUGAAGGUGAAGAUUGUGGUCAUGAAGCCAAUGAAUGGUUUAGCCAGUAUCUAGGAUCCCCUGGUCAUAAGCUGCUACGUCAUUCAAAGAGAAUCAAAGGAAAGGUGUUUUCACAGGACUCUCUUUGGGGAAGCAAAGCAAAACGGGGAGAAAGGUCUGCGUACCAGGACCUGGCUCAAGUAAAUAUAUUAAGCGUUGCUUCGCUGGAUAGCUUGAAUUCAAAGUUAGACCAACCAGUUCAGCUCAGAAACUUCAGGCCAAAUAUCGUGGUAGAAGGAACAAGUGCAUUCUGUGAGGACAAAUGGAAGUAUGUCAGAAUUGGAGAACAAAUUUUGUUGAGGACAACUCAUCUUUGUGGAAGAUGUCGUCAGACCACUGUUGACCCUGAUACAGGAAAGUUUAUGGAAAGCGGAGACCCAUUGAAGACUCUCAAAUCAUACCGGAUGGCAUCCCCUGAUGACCCAGACAAGAACCGCUACGGUGCUGCACCUCUAUUUGGAACCAACCUAGCUAUCGAAUCGUUUGGGUAUAUUCAAAUAGGUGACCCUGUAUACGCAAGCAUCGUCUAAAUUCAUAUCACGUCUUAACUUAAGAUAUUGUUAUAAUAUUUACCAAUUAAAUAAUAUAUCAUCCAGGUAAUAUGUUCUCUUUAAUAGAAUAUGUUUAAAAAGUAACAAUAAUGAUAAUUAAUAAUGUGCAACAUUUAUAUAGCGCUUAUACAAUGUUUCUAAGCGCUGCAUAUAUUGUUACGGUAAUCUGAAAACUUCCUACAAAAAGAGACCAUUUGAAAGUGUUUCCCCAAGCAAAAAACCGUAUAUAGGUAUUUCUCCAUUUUGAAAUUCCGUUAGGUGCUUCAGUGAUACACUGUAUAAAAGAAGUUCCUGCAUCAGAGUCUCGAGAACACCUGUAAUCUUACCAGAUUGCGUAAUCUUACAUUAUAUCACGUAAAAUUACAGGAAAUUUGCACUUGGUGUAUGGAUCCUUACAGAUUUCCUUACAUAAAACACCCUUUUCCCCUUUUUAAACAGACCUGUUCUGCUAAAUUUGCAGAAAAAAAAUCCUGUUUUAUGAAUUUACAGAAUGAUGCUGUUAUUUCUUUCUGCAAAAUUUUGUUCUUUUUCUGUAAAAACAGUGUACGACAUCCAUCAUGCAUGUCGAUAUUUCAUGCAAGUUCAUUUUUUUAAAGAUUAAGAUGAAACCGGUAUGCAUUCCAUCUGAGGUCAGUUUGAAUUCAUUUAUGACAACAAUUAAUGAAGAUUAUGAACUUCCAAAAAGAAAGUUUUAGGACAACAUCUUUAUCUUUGUUAAAGAAUUAGUGCAUUGUCACAAAGGUUUGUACGUCAGGCGAGAGUUUUUAUGACUGCAUGUACCACUAUAAUUAUGUUUUGACAAAAAUUUUGAGAAUAAUCAUAAAGUCACACGCAUUUUGGUUUCAGAUGCCAAGAAAAUGUUAAACAAAAUACCGUACAGAAAAAUGAAAUGAAAUCAUCAUUAUUGUAUAUGCCUAUAUUCGGUAACACUAUGUAUUAUCAUAUAUGAUGCUGCCUUUUGUACUUGCUAUUUAAACUUAUAGAAUGUUGUUGAAGAUAGUGAAAUAAAAAGAAUGAAAAUGAUUUUUUAAUCUUUAUCGGUUUAUGUGCAAUUCAAUAGUAUUCUCCAAAACACAAUUUAUGUCAAUAAUAUUACACAUAAAGAAGUUUCGUCGCAUGUGAAAUAUUAAAGCAUUGUUUUCAUUUUGGGGCAAUUCCGUAAAAUAUGUACGUCGGACCCCCUAUUGGGACCUUCAUGAAAUUUUCUGUCUCUGAUUUUUGGUUCCCUUUGACAGUCUGUAAUGCUGUCAAAUGACCAUGACUUGGCCAGUUUAUUAAGUGAAGUAAGACCUUAGAAAAAUGGGGGUCGGAUGUACAAAAAGGUUGAUUAUUUUAUGGAAUUGCCCUUUGGCAAAACGAAACCAUGAUUCAUCUAAGCUCUUUUAUUUUCUUGCGUGUGAGAAGGUGUUUUUUUUUUUGCAUUUUUUAUUUGCAUGCAUUCGGGUUUGGUACAUUGUUGAUCGCUACCGUAUAAAUAAAUGUAGUAUCAGUAUUAUAAUGCAUAUAUUUAAACAAAAUCAUAACAUCUUUAAAUCAUGACUAAGAUUGAUGACAAUGAAAGUGAAAGAAAGAAAUCAAGAAGAAUCAGUAGAAAGAGGAACGGGUAACAGCACAAGGGGGGGGGUGGUAUAGGCAGGUAAAUCAGUUGUCGGAGAUGUAUGACAUAUCAUCAUCCGUGAAAGUACAGUCCACCAGGUUGGUGUAUCAGCGUACUAUACAGUGAUAACUGGAGGUGAAUAGAAGAUGGAUAUAAUAGACAUUGAAAUGUGAAAAACAAAGGCAUAUAUAUCAAAUGUAAAAUUUGAAAUUAAUAUGCAAAUCAAAAUAGAAUAUUAUACUCUCAAACUUUAUUUAUAUUUAAGAAACCACGCUGAUGAAUAUAUCAGUA
This is a messenger RNA of Lytechinus variegatus (green sea urchin), 3251 nucleotides long. Its product is annotated as mitochondrial amidoxime reducing component 2-like. Gene Ontology annotation, biological process: nitrate metabolic process. Gene Ontology annotation, cellular component: mitochondrial inner membrane. Gene Ontology annotation, molecular function: nitrate reductase activity; molybdenum ion binding; molybdopterin cofactor binding. The record is from RefSeq and is a predicted model, not a curated record. Bases 353 to 1342 code for a protein of 329 amino acids. The transcript is spliced from 9 exons. Lineage: Eukaryota; Metazoa; Echinodermata; Echinoidea; Temnopleuroida; Toxopneustidae.